Messenger RNA from Cryptomeria japonica (Japanese cedar), 2157 nucleotides. Its product is annotated as probable inositol transporter 2. The coding region runs from base 163 to 1932 and encodes 589 amino acids. The record is from RefSeq and is a predicted model, not a curated record. Gene Ontology annotation, biological process: transmembrane transport. Gene Ontology annotation, cellular component: membrane. Gene Ontology annotation, molecular function: myo-inositol:proton symporter activity. The transcript has 7 exons. Lineage: Eukaryota; Viridiplantae; Streptophyta; Pinopsida; Cupressales; Cupressaceae.
GGCACCCGAUCUCUGAGACAAAUGAGGAGGAGAUAACUUCUAUUGUGCUGUUUAUGUGCUUAUCACAGACUAGACUCGGCAAAUUCCUUGGUUCUUGCUACACACAGUGAUUUUAAUUUUGUUGUAAUCUGAACUUUUGGGUAUACUGUGGUUGAUGUAAAGAUGGAAGGAGUUCCGGUGAAGGUUGAUGCAGAAGAAUUCACCAACUGUUUCGCUCUCUUAUGGGCAAAUCCCUUCAUUUUGAGGCUUGCCUUAUCUGCAGGCAUUGGAGGCCUGCUCUUUGGCUAUGACACAGGUGUUAUAUCUGGAGCCAUUUUGUAUAUUCGAGAUGAUUUCAAGAGCGUCGAUCGCGAUACCACUCUGCAGGAGCUCAUAGUGAGCAUGGCCAUCGCAGGUGCAAUCAUUGGAGCUGCAAUCGGUGGUUGGUUGAACGACCGAUAUGGACGGAGAACUGCUCUAUUGAUUGCAGACUUUCUCUUUUUUAUAGGAGCAAUUCUCAUGGCGGCUUCACCCAAUCCAGGGAUUCUGAUUGUGGGCAGAUUGUUUGUGGGAUUUGGUGUGGGCAUGGCUUCUAUGACAGCCCCUCUUUACAUUUCAGAGGCCUCACCGGCCAAAAUCAGGGGAGCUUUAACUAGUACAAAUGCUUUUCUCAUCACAGGAGGGCAAUUCUUGUCAUACUGCAUCAAUAUUGCUUUUACAAAGGUUCCUGGAACAUGGCGUUGGAUGCUUGGAGUUGCAGGGCUUCCUGCUCUUUUACAAUUUUUGCUAAUGAUCUUCUUACCUGAAUCUCCUCGUUGGUUGUACAGAAAGAAAAGAGAGGAGGAGGCUGUCGCAAUACUUAAAAAGAUAUACCCACCAGAAGAUGUUGAAAGUGAAGUUCAAGCACUCAAGGAAUCUGUGGAAGCUGAAAUGGAGAUAGGAACCCUUGCUAACAUUCAACUUUCUAAUCUGUGGACUGUGAAAGAGAUAAGAUACGGGCUCUUUGUAGGAGUGGGUCUUCAGGUAUUCCAACAAUUUGUGGGCAUUAACACUGUGAUGUAUUACAGUCCCACGAUAGUGCAAUUAGCAGGGUUUGCUUCAAACACAGUGGCUCUGCUACUCUCUCUGAUUACCUCCGGUUUGAAUGCUGUUGGAUCCAUAAUCAGUAUUUUUCUGAUUGACAGAACAGGGAGGAAGAAGCUUGUACUUUUCAGUUUAUCUGGAUGCAUUUUGGCAUUGGCAAUGUUAGCUGUGGUUUUCCAUAUAGCAUCAGAUCAGGCGCCCAUGGUAAGCAGGGCAGCCACCACAAGCCAGUUUGCAGGCUACACAUGCCCUGAAUAUGCAUCUGCUACCUCAAGCUGGGACUGUACCAAAUGCUUGCAGGCUGAGUGCGGAUUCUGUGCCAACAGAGCUGAUCAGCUGCUGCCUGGAACAUGCAUAAUUUCCAACUCCACAACCAAACGUCUGUGCAGCAAGGUGAACAACAGCCCAUGGUUUACUCGCGGAUGCCCCAGCCACACUGGAUACCUAGCCAUUAUUGGGCUCGCCCUAUACAUAAUAUUUUUCUCCCCUGGCAUGGGAACAGUUCCCUGGAUUGUAAAUUCUGAAAUAUACCCACUGAAAUACAGGGGCAUAUGCGGAGGAAUAGCUGCUACUGCUUGUUGGAUAUCCAAUUUGAUAGUGGCGCAGACAUUUCUAACUCUGGUUAACGCCAUUGGAACAUCCUUGACAUUCAUGUUAUUCGGGUGCAUAGCUGUGGCAGGUCUGUUCUUCGCUCUGGUUUUUCUCCCAGAAACAAAAGGGCUAUCAUUCGAGGAAGUGGAGUUAAUGUUGCAGUCAAGAGUUAGACUUUUCAGCUUCAAGUUCUGGAAAAAGAAUCCCUCUGCAAAGCAAUCAUACAAGAAAGAAAUGACAAGCAUAAAGAACAAAUCCAGUGGGAACAGUGAAACUUAGCCUACCGAGUCGUACUCAAAAUCUGAUUUUUAUGUGCUACAACGCUUUGACUUUUUGGCAAGCUUGUCUGCCAGUGCCAUCUGUAUUUGUAACAUUCAUGAUCAGAUCCUCUGUAAUCCAUCUUUUUCAAUAGGAAUCCUAAUAUAUAACACCUAAUGUUCUUACCAUCUAUGUAACUUAUAGAAAGAAAUUACAAUGGAAUAACAAAUGGAUUUUUCCCUGCCC